Molecule: messenger RNA, 1944 nt
Organism: Parathielavia appendiculata
Lineage: Eukaryota; Fungi; Ascomycota; Sordariomycetes; Sordariales; Chaetomiaceae
Product: FAD/NAD(P)-binding domain-containing protein
Exons: 2
Coding region: 251-1567 (438 amino acids)
Molecular function (GO): FAD binding; monooxygenase activity
Source: RefSeq, a predicted model, not a curated record
CGAUAAGUACAGUAGCUACUUACUUAUAUCCUGAAGGCUUUCGCCUGUUUUCAAGGGGCAUGGUUUCUUUGCCUUUGGACCUCAGAAAUGCGCCUAUAAUCUGGCGGUCUCUUGACAUCUUGCCGAUCCUUUCCACGGCGCAUCGUUGGAACUCUAGAGUCCGAAGCUCGCGGCAUCCACAAACACGUUGCCUGCUAGCACCAGAACCCGAUAAUUCGCACAAAGCAUUACGCCCAUCAGCCCAACGCCAAUGCACGCCAUCAUCGUAGGUGCAGGUCCUGCGGGCCUUGCCGCAGCGCUGGCACUACACCAGCAAUCCACAGACUCAUCGCCCAUUCGGGUAACGAUUCUCGAGCUACGGCCGGGCAUCCAGACACUCGGCGGCGCCGUCAACUUAACGCCGCUUGCCAUGCGCUAUCUCGACGCUCUCGGAGUCGCACCACGUCUGCGGCCCAAAGGAGCGAAGGUCAGCCACAUCAACAUGGUGUCCCACCGAACCGGUUCGUCGCUGGGCAGACUAUGGCCCAAUGUCGACGCCAUUCGCGUGCUGCGGCAGCAUCUGGUCGAGGCCAUGGUGGACACGGUUCGCGCAGUGCCAAACAACCACAUUGAGCUCCGGUACGGAGCCAAGGUCACCAGCAUCCAAGAGCUCGGCGACGCCUCUUCCCCGCAGGGCAGCAUCCAUGUCCGCUUCACCGACACCACCACCACGACAACGGGUGGUGGCCACGACGACGACGAGACCAUGAUCCAAGGCGACCUUGUCCUCGGCUGCGACGGCAUCCACUCGUUCGUGCGCGGCUCCCUCGUCGACCCGACCCGCGAAAAGACCUACUCCGGGCGGGCUACCGCCUACGGCUUCAUCCCGGUCUCGGAGCCGGGAAACGCCGGCAUCACAGCCGCCGCCGACGGCUCCCCCGUCGUGGGCAUCUCCACCGUCAUCACGGCCCAGCUGGGAUCGCUGCUCGUCACCUUCUUUGAGCCCUCGCUCUCGAGACUGUACUUGGCUGCUGUGAUAGCGCAGCCGGAAAAUCAAAAGACUGACGGGAGGGAAGGGAAGAGGGCGACGGGGGCGGAGAGGGAUGCGCUUCGAAGUGAAUUUUCGAGGCGGUUUCGAGGCGGGAAGCUAGCCGGUCUCGAGGAGGCGCUGGAAAGGUGCGAGGAGUGGGUGUCGUUUCCGGUCUACAUGCUUCCUCCGGGGGGGGUGUGGUCCAAGGGGCGUGCGUUGUUGCUCGGCGACGCCGCGCAUGCGAUGCCGCCGCAGGGCGAAAGCACCGGAGUCGCAAUUGAGGACGCUGUGCUUCUUGCACACGUCUUUAGCCGCCGCGACCGGCGGUCCAUACCGCAGAUGUUUGCCGACUACGAGGUCCUGCGCAGGCCGGUCAUCCAGAAGACGUACCAAGAGACUCUUUUCCGGUGGGAGAAGGUUGGCGACAAAAGCUGGUUCAAGACCGUGGUUAUGGACUGGCUUACAACGGGAGUAAUCUGGUUCAUGAACAGCUGGAGCAAGGACAGCUUUGGGCGCGAUGUCAGGGAACUUGAAUUGCCGACUUUGGGCUCUCAAUAAAGAACAUCCAGGAGGAAGUAUAUCUUGGUGUGUACGGCGUUGCCGCGUUGUGCCACACAGGGCCACAGAACUGAAUCAAACGCGCCUGGUCCGGCCCCGAAUUUCGGUUCAGUCUCGUAUGUACGAGAUGCUGAUUCAUCCAUUACAGGCGGCUAUUGACCGUAAUAAGGAUCCCAUGGAGGAAUGAAAUCCCUGUUCUCGAUUCGUCAUCAAUGUUGUCACCUAGGUCACGCCUCUGAAGAAAGACGGCUGGGGGCAGAAGACACUGCGUCAUGUUGGAACCUGCAAGGCGACGACCGCUGAGAUAUGCGCUGGAAGAAGCUAUUCCCAGUCAAAGCAGUGGAUUGAAUUUUUAAGGUGGUAAAAAGUGAUUGAUU